This is a messenger RNA of Asparagus officinalis (garden asparagus), 1176 nucleotides long. RefSeq names its product putative UPF0496 protein 2. The annotation marks the transcript as partial. The record is from RefSeq and is a predicted model, not a curated record. The transcript has a single exon. NCBI's taxonomy places the organism in Eukaryota, Viridiplantae, Streptophyta, Magnoliopsida, Asparagales, Asparagaceae.
UCGAGUACAGCGAUCCACCACCUCUCUUAUUACUGCUCCCAGCAGCAAGAGUACAAUAUCAAACCAGCCCAGCCGCUACAGCGCACUUUCUCAUCGCCCCUAUGCAACGCUGACCAUGCCUCCUCUGACUUCCCCCUCGAAUCUAUUCAAGAAUCCCUCCUCCCAGUGGCUACUUCCUGUAACUCCACUUCCAGCAGAUUACUGACCCAUCUCAACAGCCUUUUCUUCAACUUCUUCGAAACCAACGCUCAAGCAACUGCCGCCUGCAUCUCCCUCCUCUCCUCCAUCAAAAGUGCUCGGUCCCACCACCAAACCAUCCACCGCCUCCUCCCCUCUUCCUCACCCUCCGCUUUGUUCCAACUCUCCUCCCUCCUUAAACUAGACAACCCUCUCUCCCCUAAAGCCCUCUCUUGCCUCCACUCCAUCCGCUCUCACUACCCCGCACUGAUCCGCAGCCUCACCUCAGCUGAUCAAAAGAUCUCUCGGUUAUUGAAACUCUACCACCUAACGAGGAACGCAUCAUAUGUGGCCCUUGUCGCUCUAAGCGCAGCAGUGGCCGCGAUGGUUGUCAUUGCAUCGCAUGGAGCAGCUGCAGUUGCCGUGGCGCCAGUUGCGACGGCUGGCAUCAGUUUGAAAGGUAGAACGGGAAAGUGGUUUAGAGGGUGGAAGAGAAUAGGAGCUAAGGUUGAUGUUGCGGCGAAGGGAGCUUAUAUCGUCGGGAGGGAUUUGGAUACGCUGAGUCAAAUGGCGAUGACAGCGCACGAUGACAUUGAGAACGGAAGGGGCAUGGCGAGGAUGGUGGUGGAGAAGAGAGAGUGGGAGGUGGUGAAGGAGAUGGAGAGAAGAGGAGAGAUGGGGUUAGGGUUGGAAGAACACUUGCAGGAACUUGAAGAGCAUGUUUACCUGUGUUUGACUUCCAUCAACAGGAGCUGGAGGCUUGUUGCCCAGGAGCUUGUGGAUAUGUAAGAGGCAGAAGUGAGGGAUUACAUGGCACCUACACACCCUUAUGUGUCAGUUCCUGUAAAACCACCCUGAUUUGGUAUAAGGGCGUGUAACUCCUCUUUUUCAACUAGCAUGUAAAACUUCUGGAGGGCUACUGGCUGUUGUUAUUUGAAGUUUAGCAUAUAUAUAGAUAACAGUUCUGUUUUCAACUAGCAAUAUCCUGUUGCUACCAAA